UGUUGAACUGCUUCCCUUGAUGAUAUCCUGGUUGUAACCUUGUUUCCAGGGCUAAAGGUUAACAAGAUUUUCCAUGAUCUCUUCCACUACCAAUCCAGUGGAUGUAAAGCAGCUGAUGCCGUUGGACCAGGUUGAUCACUUUAACAGAAACCUGCCUUGGAUGUCACAGUUUGAGGUUCCUUAACACCAUCUGGACUUUGUUUUAAUUUUGUCUAGAACAGUUCUUCCGCAAUCCUGGAUCGAAGCCUAACUGCAAAAUCUGGACGUCAUCUUGUUGCUAUGAAUCUACAGUUGACUUCAGUUGAAGUUACUAUGGAUAAAAGUCAACAACAAUGAGAUGAAGUGGCGAUCCAUUUUACUGACUUUUGUCUUACUGACCGGCCGAUCUCACCGGCCUGUCACGGCCUCUGACGAACACACGGAUGUUGGACAUGAUGAGGAUGUUCACCCCAACGCCCUACGAGAAACAAACGGAGAUGUGGCGGACGUCCAAACAAGCAUGGACCUACCAGACACAAACUGGGACUUAGACAAGGACAACUACGAGGACGCUGACUGGCACCCUCCCUCUUCCCUCCUGGAAACAAACUCUGAGCUGCACCCCGACGCCCCGCCGGUGAUACGCGGCACCGAACAAACCUUCAGCCAGACUAUUGGCUCUUCAUCCGCGCACUGCGGCGAGUACAGCAGCCAGCUGACGUCCGGCGGACUGUGCCGGCUGAUGGCGACGCUGCCUCCGGUGGCGGUGGGAUCGUCGCAGCAGCGCUGCCCGGAUAUGUUCCGCUGCACGGACGACAUCUCGUACUGGCUCCACGAGAACGAGAACAGAAAGGAGCAGUUGGAGGAGCUGAGGGAGACGAUGUCAGAGCUGCAGGAGGAGCUCAGGAACCACCGGCAUCGAGUCGAGGACCUGGAGGUGAAGGGUGAAGAAAGUGAAACCUUAAACCCAAAUGUUGACCAGCAGCUUCGCUCUCUGGAGUCGAGUCUCGCCAAGGCGGACACUCUGCUCCACGUGCACGCCACGCUGCUGCACGAGCUGCAGGUGGAGCUGCACAACCUGUCGGCCGCCGUGCAGCGAAUGAGCCACGACACUGGCUGCAGCAUCAACUUCAUCAGAAUGACACCGCAGCUCAGCAUGCGAGACACACCAGACGGACAGCACAUGUCUUUCUGUUCAUCCGACUGUGCGUCUCUUUAUCACAACGGCGUUCGUCAUUCUGGUGUUUACACCAUCAUCCUGUCGCCUGGCAACACCCUGCCUGUCUACUGCGACAUGGAGACUGAGGGCGGAGGCUGGACGGUGUUCCAGCGGCGGCGCGACGGCUCGGUGAGUUUUAACCGCGGCUGGUCGGAGUACCGCGGCGGCUUCGGCGAGCCGCGAGGAGAACACUGGCUGGGCAACCAACAGCUCCACCUGCUGACCAGCCAGGGACACUACAGCCUCCGCAUCGACCUGCAGGACUGGAGCCACGCCCACAGACACGCCCUGUACCACAGCUUCAGGAUCGAGGAUGAGGAGAACCGGUACCGCCUCCAUGUGUCUGGUUUCAGUGGGACGGUGGAGGACUCGUUUGGCUGGUACCACAACCAGCACGGCUUCAGCACGCCCGACACCGGCAACAUCUGCGCCGAGAUCAGCCACUCGGGCUGGUGGUUCCACCAGUGUUUCUACGCCAACCUCAACGGCGUCUACUACAAGGGGGGGCGCUACUCUCUGAAAGCUCAGAACCUUCUCGGGCCCGACGGCAUCGUCUGGUUCUCCUGGAAGGAGUCGGACUUCUACUCUCUGAAGGAGGUCACCAUGAUGAUACGACCGCGCAACUUCAGGCCUCGUCUGCGCCACAGUGACGGAGCAGUCUGACGUACAGCACUGUAUAUAAAUAAAAAAAUAACUUUAUUGACACGUUGCCGUGGAAAC
This is a messenger RNA of Centropristis striata (black sea bass), 1918 nucleotides long. Its product is annotated as fibrinogen-like protein 1. The coding region runs from base 338 to 1861 and encodes 507 amino acids. The transcript has 7 exons. Lineage: Eukaryota; Metazoa; Chordata; Actinopteri; Perciformes; Serranidae. The record is from RefSeq and is a predicted model, not a curated record.